AUGGGGUGCUCUAAACCCCUGCUUUUCCAGGUUGUCUCCAACUCCAUGGAAGCAGUGAAAAGUUCUCCAAAUUCCCCAGUUAGGAGAAAGCGGAAACGAUCUCACCGGCUCCUCAGCCGUGUGCCCGUCCCCCUGGAGUGCUACCGCUGCAACAUCUGCAAGAAGGACAUCAAGCACCUCUCCAACUUCCAGGAGCACCAGCGCAUCCACACGGGCGAGCGGCCCUACCGCUGCGAGACCUGCCAGAAGGACUUCAUCCGCUGUGCUGACCUCAUCAAGCACCGCCUGGUCCACUCGGACAAGCGGCCCCACCGCUGCCAUGCCUGUGGCAAGCACUUCAAGCUGGCUGGGGACCUGGCCAAGCACAGCAAGGUCCAUUCGGACGAAGCACCCUUCCAAUGCGACGUGUGUGCCAAGAGCUUCAAGCGCACGUCCUGCCUCAUCAAGCAUCUCCGCAUCCACACAGAGGAGAAGCCUUUCAAGUGCCCCCAGUGCAGCAAGAGGUUCAAAUGGGAAGCCUCUGUCAAGGAGCAUCAGCGCAUCCACACGGGUGAGAGGCCCUUCAAGUGUGAGCACUGCACCAAGAGCUUUACCCACUUCUCCACCUUCCUGCAGCACAAGAGAACUCAUCAGAACCAGAAGCAGUUCAGCUGCAAACACUGCUCCAGGUCCUUCAACCACAAGUCCAACCUGCUGAAGCACCAGCGCACAGUGCAUAGCUAG
Molecule: messenger RNA, 723 nt
Organism: Pelodiscus sinensis (Chinese soft-shelled turtle)
Lineage: Eukaryota; Metazoa; Chordata; Testudines; Trionychidae
Source: RefSeq, a predicted model, not a curated record